AUGAGUAUAGUAUGGGUAGGAGCAAUACGAAAGAACGCACAACAAGACAUAAUGCUCAAAAAGCUUUGUUUAGGCCUACUGGCUCUAGCAACAACGACAUUGUGUGAAUCCAUCUCACGUGACGUGACGACAACGACUGUCAUUGCAGCCGUAAGUUCAAGUUCUUCGUCCUUAACUGUCGCUACGCCUGGUACUCCUGUGUCUCCAAAGGUUCUCCUUAUCGCCAAUGAGUUUGAAUUUGGAUACCUCGACGCCUACAAUUUCACCACCCAAUACACCGGUGUGCUCUUUGAUCAAACUUUUGCCUGUACUGAGGAUGGCGCUAUUUGUAAACUUGAGUGUGGCCAAGAGCUUGUUUCCGCCUCACAGAUCACAGCGCUCAUGAUGAUCCCCGGAGUGGACCUCAAAAAAACUUACGUUAUCAUUACUGGCACUGGCGGUGUGAAUCCCAAGUACGGAACAGCUGGGGGUGCGGCAAUCAGCACGUUUGGAAUUCAAUGGGAGUGGGGCAGUAUGUUUUUGGGAGACGACCUACCCGCCAACUUCUCGGGACAAUAUUUCGCUAGCUACGCUCAGCUUUCCCCUGACAAGUACCCCGUAACAGUGGGCUCUGAAGUGUACAAGCUCAACGAAGCACUUGUGGAUCGCUUCUAUGCUACUGGUAGUAAAGUCACAUAUGAAGAUGUUUCAGAGACCUCUCAAGGCUUAAGGGCAACUUAUGAGUACGAUGCAGCCAAGCAAGACCCUUUCUUGGCAAGGUGCGAUACUGUUUCAGCACAAGUUUACUGGCACGGCAAUGUGGCUGGAGAAAAUGUCGAGUAUUACUCCAACGUAAUCACAAACGGACAGGCACGCCCAUGUAACACCAACGAAGAUGAUCAGGGGAGGCUACUGGCUCUCUUCUUGGGUGCGGUUCAUCAUAUGGUUGACUUUGGGCGGGUUUCAAUGAUCAAAGCCUUUAGUAACUUUGACCGCCCCCCUCCACAGCUAAGCGCUUACCAAUCGAGGUUUUAUGUUGGAGAAGGUGCAACAGAGCCUGGAUUGAGAAAUGCUUGGAAAUCAAUCAUUGUAAUUGUGGAUGACGUUCUUGAAAACUGGGAUAGUGUGUUUGAUGCUGGUAUAAAGCCAAAUACGUACAUGGGCGACAUAAAGGGAACCUUGGGUGGCGUGUGUGACUUUAAUUCCACUGCAAGUGCAGCAAAAGGGUCGGUGCAAGGGAGCUGA
Lachancea thermotolerans CBS 6340 is the source of this 1224-nucleotide messenger RNA. RefSeq names its product KLTH0B10340p. The record is from RefSeq and is a predicted model, not a curated record. Bases 1 to 1224 code for a protein of 407 amino acids. Gene Ontology annotation, cellular component: endoplasmic reticulum. The transcript has a single exon. Lineage: Eukaryota; Fungi; Ascomycota; Saccharomycetes; Saccharomycetales; Saccharomycetaceae. Gene Ontology annotation, biological process: transmembrane transport.